This is a messenger RNA of Funneliformis mosseae, 222 nucleotides long. The record is from the annotation of a GenBank genome assembly. NCBI's taxonomy places the organism in Eukaryota, Fungi, Glomeromycota, Glomeromycetes, Glomerales, Glomeraceae.
AUGUCCUCGGCUGAACUUGGACAAUUAGCAUGUUUCCAAAUCUUAAAUGGAAGCACAAGUUACGCUAUUACACGUAAUAUUCUACGAAUAACUACUAGUAUUACUCAUGAUUUCGUUUGGAAUGAUCGUAACACGGAGCAACUUGAUGAAACUCAAAAGAUUAGGUUCGCAGUUCCAAUCCAAGAUUUACUUCCUAAAUUAUAUAUUCGUGUCAUAUCUUAA